AUGGCCAGCAUGACUGACCGGUUGGACUUCUUCUCGCGGAGGUGCGCGUGGGUGAACGGCCCCAUCAUCGUUGGAGCAGGGCCGUCCGGGCUGGCGGUCGCGGCGUGCCUGAAGGAGCACGGCGUGCCCUCGGUCAUCCUCGAGCGCGCCGACUGCAUUGCCUCCCUCUGGCAGAAGCGCACCUACGACCGCUUGAAGCUUCACCUCCCCAAGCAAUUCUGUCAGCUGCCUAAGUUCCCCUUCCCCGAGGAUUACCCUGAGUAUCCCACCAAGAAGCAAUUCGUCGACUACUUGGAGUCGUACGCCAAGCACUUCGAGAUCAGCCCGCGGUUCAACCAGUCGGUGCAGUCGGCGAGGUACGACGAGACAUGCGGGCUGUGGCGCGUGAGGACCGUUGGAGCUGGCGCCGAGGCAGGUAACCGGAGCCACGAGGUGGAGUACAUUGGCAGGUGGAUAGUGGUGGCCACCGGCGAGAACGCUGAGAAGGUGGUGCCGGACCUGGAGGGGCUGGGGGGGUUCGGCGGCGACGUGAUCCAUGCUUGCGACUACAAGUCCGGUGAGGCCUACCGCGGGAAGCGCGUGCUGGUGAUCGGAUGCGGCAACUCCGGCAUGGAACUCUGCCUCGACCUCUGCGACCACGAUGCCUUCCCGGCCAUCGUGGUCCGCGACUCGGUUCACGUACUGCCGAGGGAGGUUCUCGGGAAGUCGACGUUCGAGCUGGCUGUUCUGCUGAUGAAGUGGCUGCCGCUGUGGCUGGUGGACAAGAUCCUGCUGCUGUUGGCAUGGCUGGUGCUGGGGAACGUAGAGAAGUAUGGCUUGAGGAGGCCUUCCACUGGUCCCCUGGAGCUCAAAAACACACAAGGACGAACCCCUGUUCUCGACUCAGGGGCACUCGCCAAGAUAAGAUCCGGCGACAUCAAGGUAGUCCCUGGCAUCAAGAGGUUCUCCCCUGGAAGAGUCGAGCUCGUCGACGGCCAGGCCCUCGACAUCGAUUCCGUCAUCUUGGCCACAGGAUACCGCAGCAACGUCCCUCAGUGGCUUCAGGGAUGUGAUUUCUUCUCCAAGGAUGGGUUUCCGAAGACCCCAUUCCCAGACGGGUGGAAAGGGCAGUCUGGGCUCUACGCGGUUGGCUUCACAAGGAGAGGCCUCGCCGGUGCUUCCUCAGAUGCAGCGAGGACAGCCAAGGACAUCGGUAGGAUGUGGAAGGAGGAAACCAAGCCCGCGAAGCGACCUGUCGCCUGCCACAGGAGAUGCAUCUCACAGAUCUAA
This is a messenger RNA of Musa acuminata AAA Group (dessert banana), 1269 nucleotides long. RefSeq names its product probable indole-3-pyruvate monooxygenase YUCCA5. The transcript is spliced from 3 exons. NCBI's taxonomy places the organism in Eukaryota, Viridiplantae, Streptophyta, Magnoliopsida, Zingiberales, Musaceae. Gene Ontology annotation, molecular function: flavin adenine dinucleotide binding; N,N-dimethylaniline monooxygenase activity; NADP binding. The coding region runs from base 1 to 1269 and encodes 422 amino acids. The record is from RefSeq and is a predicted model, not a curated record.